AUGCCGGUCCGCGGCACGCCCCCGCCGCCGCUGUCGAUCAACGGCCACCGCAUUGUCAACGCCGAGUCCGGCAACCCUGUGGCCCUGCGGGGCCUCAACUGGUUUGGCUUCAACGUGGGCAUGGGGAUGGUGGACGGCCUGUGGGCUGGCGGCACAGAGGCGGCAACGGACUUUGCCCUCAUCACAUACCAGAUCCGGCUGCUGGGCUACAACGCGGUGCGCCUGCCGUUUACCUGGAAGGACCUGGAAAUGCCCCCUAAGGUGCUGGACAAGGACUGCAGCCCCGUGAACGUGAACUUCCUCAAGCGCCGCCUCAUCAGCCCCAACGUGAUGGAGAAGUACAUAAGCAAGCCGCUGCCGGGCAACGUGUCGCCGCAGAAGAAGAUGAAGGCCGGCUACUGCAACCAGUACCUCCCCCAGAAGAGCAACUACCACCGGUUGUUCUUCGUGGUGCAGUCCCUCAUCGCCCAGGGCAUAUACGUCGUGCUGGACUACCAGCCCAUGGGCCUGGAGCAGCACCCCUACGAUUUGAAGCUGUUUGUGGACAAGUGGACCGACCUCUGGCGCCAGGUGGCGUGCCUGCCCAACUUCGACGCGGACCUGGCGAACCGCGUGUUUGUGGACGUAAUGAAUGAGCCGGACUCGAUGGGCGUCCGGUGGGAGGCCAGCGGGGGCCGCCCCGGGGCGCAGCAGCUGUACCUGUCGACGGCGGACUCUAUCUGGCAGACCACGCCCAACAAGGUCAUGUUCAUGUUUGAGGGUGAGGGGGGGGGCAGGGAGGCGCGGCGGCUGGGCUUUGGGGGGGAGUUGCGGCGGCGGCACGGCAGCUGGGCUGGGCUGGGGAGUGAGGGGGUGACGGGCGAGGGAGCGGCGGAGGAGCAGCGACUGCUGGGCUGGGGAUUGAGGGAGGGCGGCACAUCCCCAUGCAUGGCGCUGCGGGUUGUUGAUAGAGCGCUGAGCGGCUUUGGCCUGAACUGGGGCAACGGCUUUGUGACAGACCAGGAGGUCAUCCGCAACAGGGGCCUGUCCGACGUGACGCCCUUCUUCAACGAGCUGCUGACUAAGAGCUACGUGAACAAGGUGGUGAUCACGCCCCACGUGUACCCGCCCACCAUCACCCACGCCACCUUCCUGGGCACCACCCUCUGGGACCAGUGCCGCACCGCGUUCGGGUACCUGCAGGACAAGGGCUUCUGCCCCGCCAGCGGGGGCGACUGCAAGGUGUUCCCGAUCCUCAUCGGUGAGACGGGCUCGGCCUUUGAGACGUCGGAUGACAAGCAGUGGCUGCAGGACUUUGCGGACUACAUGAACGCGGAGGGCGAGGCUGCCAAGUACACGAGUGUCCCUGUGAACGGCUGGAACUGGUGGGCCUACAACGAGAACAGCGGCGACACCGGCGGCAUCGUGUACCACUAUUGGCAGGACAUCAACUGGGCCAAGGUGAACUUCAUGGUGGCGCGCUUUGGCCUCCGCCCCUGGUACCUCAGGUGGGAGUCUGCCCAGGCAGCUGCUUCUGAUGCGCGGUGCAGCCUGCACUGGACGCCUUGGUCGCUGAUGUUGCUGCCCGGGUGCUGCAUCCUACAGUAG
Molecule: messenger RNA, 1587 nt
Organism: Monoraphidium neglectum
Lineage: Eukaryota; Viridiplantae; Chlorophyta; Chlorophyceae; Sphaeropleales; Selenastraceae
Exons: 10
Coding region: 1-1587 (528 amino acids)
Molecular function (GO): hydrolase activity, hydrolyzing O-glycosyl compounds
Source: RefSeq, a predicted model, not a curated record